Eremothecium sinecaudum is the source of this 2322-nucleotide messenger RNA. It is a transcript of the gene PXA2, whose product is annotated as ATP-binding cassette long-chain fatty acid transporter PXA2. The transcript has a single exon. Gene Ontology annotation, molecular function: ABC-type transporter activity; ATP hydrolysis activity; long-chain fatty acid transmembrane transporter activity. Gene Ontology annotation, cellular component: peroxisomal membrane. The record is from RefSeq and is a predicted model, not a curated record. NCBI's taxonomy places the organism in Eukaryota, Fungi, Ascomycota, Saccharomycetes, Saccharomycetales, Saccharomycetaceae. Gene Ontology annotation, biological process: peroxisome organization; fatty acid beta-oxidation; long-chain fatty acid import into peroxisome. The coding region runs from base 1 to 2322 and encodes 773 amino acids.
AUGUUACUGGACUUUUAUAAGAAAUAUAGGGUUGGUAUUCUGAAAACUUCGUAUGUUGUACUGUUGGCGGCUGUUGUGCAAACAUUUGCGAAGGAUAAGUCUACUGAAGACCAUCAACAGCCGGUGACGCCCUCGAUAUUAAAGAAGAAUAAAAAGGGAGAUGAAGGCGAUCAGAAAGAUAGAGCUAAGAAGCGGCGGAACUUUUUGGUGGGUUUGAUUCUUAAGGACCCAAAAUGUGUUGCUGUAUUCUUACUGCAGGCGACAUUGUUGGUGAUCAGGACGAUGCUGACGCUACGAGUAGCGACAUUAGACGGUGUUUUGGUAUCGAAAUUGGUGAAAGGUAGGUAUUCUGAAUUUGUGAAGGUGCUGUUGGGGCAGUGGAUGACUUUAGGGGUUCCUGCUAGUAUUGUGAAUAGUUUACUGGCGUAUACCACAGGGUUCUGCGCGAUCACUGUCAACAAGAGGAUCAGUCAUCACAUGCUUGAUAAAUAUUUAAAAUCGCAUCACUCGUUCUAUGGCGCUAAUAGCAUGUCUGGUAACGUGGUGAAGACGGGUAGCGUGAAAAAGGAGAAGGAUGAGAAAGACGAAUUAGAGAAGCGGCAGCCGCCCACUGAUGGAGUUUCCAUACAGGUUGUAGAUCUUCCUGUGCAGUACCUAACGAGGGAUGUUGGUGUGUUUUCGCACAAUGCGUCGGUAUUGUUGAAUCAGCUCCUAAAGCCUACCCUCGACCUGUUUAUGUGUUCGUUCAAAUUGAGUCAGAGUUCCAAUAGCAGUAUGAUGGCAGAGGGAACGCUAGUGCUUGGAUUGAUAGUCUACUUCAGCAAUGUCUUUCUGAAGUUGAUGCAGCCUAACUUUACUGAUUUGACCGUGAAACGCACACAACUCGAGGGGUACUUCCGGACGCUGCAUUCGAAAUUGCACACCUAUAGUGAAGAAAUCGCUCUGUUUAAGGGCUAUAGGACGGAGCUGUGGAACUUGGACUAUGCUUUUUACCAGCUAACGGUAUUCAUGGCCAAGGAGUUCAAAGCAAGGGCUUUGUACGAAUUUGGAACCAGUUUUAUCGUCAAAUAUGUCUGGGGUGCUGCAGGCUUGGUUCUGUGUUCUAUUCCGGUGUUCUACCGUGGUGAUUCCUCAGAAGACCUUACUGCAGGCUUUAUCACCAAUAGGAGAUUGUUGAUGACAGCCUCCUCAUCAGUCGGACGGUACUUUGAACUUCGCAGAAACAUCCAACAGCUCAAAGGUGAGGCCAUAAGACUAAAUACUUUUAACGAUAUCCUUGAAAAGAGCAAAGCGAACUUCAGUGAAGGUAGCGAUGUUCUUAUUGAAUAUGACAACUCGAGGAUUCAGUUUGUCAAUAUUCCUCUUGUCACUCCAGCUUUACAGGUUUUAAUUCCGGAACUUAAUUUUGAACUCAAACAUGGUGAUCAUUUACUAAUCAUAGGUCCAAACGGUUGCGGUAAAUCUUCUUUAUUUAGAGUCUUGGGAGGUCUGUGGCCCGUUAUGAAAAGCUUUGUAAAUCCUGAUAAGACAGCUAAGUUGGUGAUACCCUCCAGAAAUGCUGAAAAUGGAAGGAAGCCCAUAUUCUAUCUCCCCCAGAGAUCUUACAUGAGCAAUUUCUCUUCUUUCAGAGAGCAAAUAACUUAUCCAGAUAACACUGCCGCCGUAAUUAAGAAGUACAAUGGCGACCUUGAACGUUGUGACAAAGAACUCGCAGAGAUCCUUUCUGUCGUUGAGCUAGAUGACCUCAUCAACGAAAACAUGUCCAUUGUAAUGGCUCAGCGCUCCACCGAAGAGGAUGAGGAUACUGUAGAUGUUUCUCUCACAGAUGCUUUUAACGUCACCAGGAAGUGGUCAGAGGAGCUUUCAAUUGGUAUUCAACAACGUCUAGCAAUGGCAAGAAUGUACUACCACAGACCUAAGUUCGCUGUCUUGGAUGAAUGCACCUCCUCAGUCUCUCCAGAAAUGGAACAGAAGAUGUACACUCACGCCCAAAAGUUGGAAAUAUCCCUGAUAUCUGUUUGUCAUCGUACCACACUAUGGCAUUUCCACAACUACCUAUUGAAGUUUGAUGGUAAUGGCAACUACUCAUUUGGUCCAUUUAACCCAAAGCAAAGACUAAAGGAUGAACAAAGACUGUUAGAACUGAACAAAUUGUUAGAACAGGACGCCCCAAUAUGGAAGAAAAAACUUGAGGAACUAACAAUGGCAAGAAAUUCCAAACUCAUCCGUGCCAAUAGCAAGAAGAAUUUAGAUCUAGUUGCAAAAGAGGGCAAACAUGAAGUAACGAAAUCAGUAGCAAUCAGUGCGGCUCCAAGUAUAUAA